Phyllotreta striolata is the source of this 1943-nucleotide messenger RNA. The record is from the annotation of a GenBank genome assembly. NCBI's taxonomy places the organism in Eukaryota, Metazoa, Arthropoda, Insecta, Coleoptera, Chrysomelidae.
ACAAUAUCGAAAAAUUCUUCAGACUAUCUGAUUUAGUAGAAAAUAGGACUAGAAAUCGAAAAAAUGCGGCGGUGGAGUUUCUUCCGUGGGGGCCGGGUCGAGCGAAAUGGCGACCGUGGAAAAUUAUUGUGAUUUUUAUGGGUGAUUAGAUUAGGAAAAAAUGCAUCUCGCACGUGUGUGUGUCUGUGUAGUGACGGCUGGGCGGGGGUGGGGGAAGGUGCGCGCGCAAGAGGAAGAAGCGUCACGAGAGGGCUCCGCUAACAAUUCGAUACUUACGGGUUUUUGGAUGUGUACAAACUUCAUAGUAUCAGACCAAGUUUAGACAAAUGACAGCUAGCUCUCGAAACGGAAGAAUAUUGAGGUUUAGUUUAAAAUGCUUUUGAAAAGUGCGUGUGUUUAAAAAAUAACAAAAUUAAACAUAAUUUAUUAAUAUGGAACCUGUGGAUGCUACGCAAAAGAUUCCUGAAUCGCUAUCAUCAGAUAAAAGUGAACCAACUGAAAAUGUAACGGAUACCUCAACGAAAGACGCAAUUCCUGCGAAUGAAAUUGAACAAAAUCAAGCAAGCGGUGAUAGUGUAGUUAAUAAUGACAGUGAAAUUAACAAUACAACUGUAGAAACUGAUAACAGCGAAAUGAAUUCACAAGUUGUUAAGUUUAAUGAAGAAAAAAUUAGUGAUUCUAACGAACAAGAGAACAAAGGUGAUUCUAGUGUGAUUUUGAAGAAUCAAACAUCUUCUUUUAGAAACAUUUUAUCGAACUACCAAAGUGAUACUUCUGCUAGCGAAGAUAGCGAGAGCGACAGUUCGGACAACGAACAAUCGAAUGCAUCUUCCAGUUCCAGCUCGAGCGAUGACGAAGACGAAAACGACACGUCCAGAAUUUGCCAGGAAAUUAGCGAUGAUGAAAUCAACGAAUCAAACAAACGGAUAUCGAAAGGCGGCGACAAAACUUCGACGCAAACAAUCGAGCAGGAAUUAUUCGACCCCACGGAAAUCGUAAUGGACUUGUCCAAUUUGCACAUCGAUUACAGAAAAGAGGAGUUUAUACACAUCGGACACAUCACGCACUUUAUAAGCACGAUAGUAACAGUCGAAACUCUCAAAAACACCGACUCCUACGAUCUAAAAACGGUCUUGUUCGUGGACGACGGGGAGGAUUCGAAGAAAGCUUUCGGGGCCAUUUGCGACGUCAUAGGGCAAGUCAGCCAACCCGUUUAUUGUGUACGAUUAAAAGAAACCAAAGACAUCGAAACUUUGGCUCUCGAAGAAGGCAUGAAAGUUUACAGCGCCCCCAAAAGCGUCUACACGAAAUACGUCUUCGUAAAGGACUUAUUGAGGAUGAAGGGAACCGAUGCUUCGUGGAUCGGCGACCAAGAGCCUCCUAGCGAUGAAAUGGAUUCAUCCGAGGACGAAAUCGAGCAGGAAUCGCGUAAAAGGACUCACAACGGUGGAUUCAACCAAGCGAGAAAUCGCAGGAAUCAAAGACAAGCCGGUGGUGGGAAUUUUUCGAGAUCCGGUCCUGUACAGAUGUUUCCGCACGGGUUCAAUCCUUCGGUACCACCACCGAACGUACCCGUUUUAUAUCCAGGGUUUGCAGCGAAUCCUCAAAUGCCCGGCUAUAAUAGUAAUACUCCGCAGAAUUCGAUGAAUAGAAACGGCUGGUUUCAUUACAGACGGAAUUAAACGCUCGAUCUUGGACACACUGUAUGGGAAAUCCACAGGCGUAUGGAGGAAGAAGAAGAAAAAGUUAAGAGGUCGAAAACUACCUGCUUCGCUGGCGCGUCGCAACAGCAACUCGUAGACGCCCGAUAGACGAUUGGCCUCGGCGUUUCUGUAGCUACCGGAGAAGAGAUGCUUCAACGAUCUGGGUCCCGUCCUGGCGUCCCUUCCGUAUAUCACCAAGCUCAGGUCCUUCGUUAUGAUGGCCGGUCGACCGCAAUUCUC